AUGAGUAAUAAUAACUACGAGAUUACUAAAGAUGAUGUAGUGGAAGUUUUUUGUAAAUCAAAUACUAAAAAGAUUCGAGAAUCAGGUUUGAAUGAGUUAGAAAUAUACAAAAGUGGUCGGAAACCAAAAUUUGGAAAAUUAAAAGAAUUUUCUGGUUAUAUACUUGCAGAUUUAAUAGUACGUGAGAGACUUACGACUAAAGCAAAAGCUAGAGUUAUAGAAGAUUCAUGGUAUUAUUGGGUACAUAGAAAAUAA
Molecule: messenger RNA, 255 nt
Organism: Rhizophagus irregularis DAOM 181602=DAOM 197198
Lineage: Eukaryota; Fungi; Glomeromycota; Glomeromycetes; Glomerales; Glomeraceae
Source: RefSeq, a predicted model, not a curated record